CAGAUACGAGACAACUAUUGCGUGUCUGGCCCAUCAAUACUGGUGCGGCGUGUGAGCACUAAGAGAUUGUAGCAUACGGAUUGUUAUUUCCAGAGCCAUAGCAGCUGGCUAAGUACGCAAAUUGCGCGUCGAUGAAUCGAUGGCGAAAUGAUCGGGCUCUGCCUCAUCUGAACCUUCACGGCUUUCAGAUCCUGCUUACCUCUUUCUCUCCAACCCUAGCUACUCGAUCACCACAGUCUAUCACGACGCGAAGCUCCACUAGUUCCAGCGAAAAACGACAGCCGAAAAGGCCGAAGUCCGAACUUCUCAGCAGAUGCCUAAAGCUAUCCACAAUACCCCCUCAAGCUGCAGAGGUACAGUUUGAAGACGACCAUAGUUCAACAAAGGAUGCUCUUGGAAAGAGAUCGUGUCAUCUACGACUGCAGAGCGUUUUGAGCAUCUCAAGGCCUGCCAUGAUCUUCGUCAGCCUAGCUCUUCGUUGCUCUACAUGUCCUUCCGUUGAAGAGCCGAGUGCAACGAAGAGACAUGGAGUGUUACAGGGUUCUCGAUGUUAUUGACUGCUCAUAGGGCUACCUAAAGUCAUAGAAACGACUAUUCGUCGCAUUCAAACCGAAACUUCCAUAUAACACCACACCGGCCAUAAUGCAAUAUUCUACCUUGAUUUACCCCGCGGCUUCCGUAAGCAUACUUUGAAUCACAGCUUCAUGCCUGUUGGAUCUCGGACGCAAAUCCGAUC
Cucurbitaria berberidis CBS 394.84 is the source of this 736-nucleotide messenger RNA. RefSeq lists its product as uncharacterized. Lineage: Eukaryota; Fungi; Ascomycota; Dothideomycetes; Pleosporales; Cucurbitariaceae. The transcript is spliced from 2 exons. The record is from RefSeq and is a predicted model, not a curated record. The coding region runs from base 132 to 557 and encodes 141 amino acids.